This is a messenger RNA of Ostreococcus tauri, 3432 nucleotides long. RefSeq names its product unnamed product. Lineage: Eukaryota; Viridiplantae; Chlorophyta; Mamiellophyceae; Mamiellales; Bathycoccaceae. The transcript has a single exon. The coding region runs from base 1 to 3432 and encodes 1143 amino acids. The record is from RefSeq and is a predicted model, not a curated record.
AUGCGUAAGCGCGCGGCGAUCGCGGGCGACGGGAGCGACGACGACGUCGUGAUGCGGGCGCCGAGGACGUCGAUACCGUCCGUGAAGGUGCGUGAUGGAGAUGGGGCGGGUGGGGAGGAUUCGGACGAGGAGACGUACGAAGAGGAGAGCGGGAGCGGGGAGGAUGAAGAUUUCGAACCCGGACCGAGGCGGAGACGACGCGGACGCGGGCCGGCGACCUCGGGCGAGGACGGAGGGCGCGGUGUGGGCGUCGAUGGGGACGUCGAAGCGAUACCGGCGAGUGAUUUCUCGUUGGAUGACGAUCGAGCGCGGUUCAAGGCGGGGACGCUGAAGCACGAGGUGUUCAAAAUGUUGGAGGCGGCGUGGCCGAAGAUGAUGGACGCGAACGAGCUGUACGAGAUGGGGAGCGCGGCCGGAGUGAACGUGGGGAAGAACAAAACGGUUCUAGCGAGUGGUUUGUCGCACGAUAAGUGCUUCGUCCGAGUGCCGGGAACGAAGAACAAAUGGGCGCUUCGAGCGCACGUGGGCUAUCCAGCCGGUAAGAAUGGCGGCGACGAAAAGUCGGGACCGCGAGAGAAGAGAUCGAGGCCGUCCAAACCUCGUAGUGGAUUGGCCGCCUUGCUCGACUCGAUGGACUCCGAUCAGAAGGCGUCCAUUUUGGCGUGGAGCGACAAACUCAAGCAAAACGCGAGCGAUUUGAAGAAGGCCAAGGGCUCGGGCGAGAAGGCGAAAAACGCGCUCGAGAAGGCCACCAAGGCGCUCGAGGAAUUCGAAGCGAGUCCACCCUCGGAGAUCUCGGCGGCUCACUUGAGCGCCAAAUCGGCCGAUGACAUCUUGUGCGAGCCCGAAGCCCCGAGCGAUCGCCUCCGUGCUGAGUUUAGCGAAUACACCGGACCAAACGACCGCAAGUUUUUUGUAGCGUGGAAAAAAUCCGUGGAGGAGGAGAAGGCUCGCAUCAAAUCAGCGCAGGAUUCGUACGUGGCGAUGCGUAAGAAGGAGAUCCGUGAAGCAUCGACAAAGAUGAACAAAAAGCGCGAGCAGCUCGUGAGCGCUGUCACCAGGGCGCAGACACAGCUGAACUUGGCUCAGGGUACGAUUGAGCGAGCCGAGUUCAUCACGGAAAUCACCCGAGAACGUAUCGAACUUCUCAAGGAGAAGGCCGCCGCGGAGGAUGAAGACACCAAGAAUGCGGUCAACGAGAAAAUUGCGGCGCUCGAUACAAAGGUCACGGAACUCUACGGCCAAAAGAUGGCAGCUCUUGAAAACCAAAUUGAGCGGGAGAAGCUCAAGCUGAUGGCAAAGGGCGACCGCGACGCCGAGCGAGCUCGCUUGACGGAAGAGAAGAGUCGUUUGAAAGAAGAAGAAAAGGCGGAACGCGCGAAGCAGCGUGAGAUAGAGAAGGCUGAGAAGGAGAAGGCGAAGGCUGAGGAGAAGGCGGCCAAGGAAAGGGCAGCGCGCUAUCCACUCGACGACGACAUUUUAGCCAUCGAGCUCGCUGAAGAAGCGAAGGAGGCGGGUGUACCGCUCGAAACUCUUCUGCGUCCGAUUCCGAAAGCGAUGCCGUUGCCAAAUGGUCAAGUCAUCGCGGAGGAAGCGUUCGUCGCCGAAUUCAUUAGCGUCUUCGGAGCCGGUCUUCAGGCACCGGAGGGAUUGACGAACGUUGAAGCUAUCAACGCCGUGCUCGAAAACAACCAAAAAUCGAGAUCUACGCUCGCAGAGCUUUACAUGAGCAUUCUCUACGAAGCUUUAUCACCCGCAGCAAGUGGACCUGGACGUUUCAUCGCUCGUUUGAAUCGCAUCGUCAACAAUUUCAAUUGGCCAGAGGUGACUCGUAUGCUCAUCCUGCAUGGUGGUGAGAGCGCACACGGGAAACCCGCCGUCGAGGUCGCGCAGAAAUUAGCUAAUACAACGUGGGAUAACCUCUCGAACGCGGAUCAUCUCGUUUUAUUGCGUGCGUUGGCGGAUUUAGCCCUCGAGGGUGAUAUUUGCCGGGACAUAAUUACGUCUCGCAUGCAACAGGCUGACAUCUUCAGAAGCGAGCGCCAUGAGGCAAGGCUCAAGGCGGUCGCCAACAGGCGUAUCGUCGAAAAGGCCGAGAAGGAAGAGCGACGCCGGGAGCGUGAACGUCUUGCGGAGGAAAAGCGCGCGGCAAAGGCCGCCGCAGAAGCUGCCAAGGCGGUGAGUGGAGAACAAGCGGACACCGUGAUGGAAGAUGUCUCUGAACCGAAGUCUGAGCAUAUUUUUGGACAGACAACGACUGGAGAGACCGAUGAAGAGAGGUUACAACGAGAAACGAUGGAAGAAGAGGCCAGAAGAAGACUCGAGAUCGAUGAGAAGCGCAGCAGAGAUCGUGAACAAAAGCGCGCAGCGGAGGAUGCGGCGUGCCAAGUUCGCGCAAGACCGCUCGGUAUGGAUCGUCAUCUCACGACUUACUGGUGGAACUUUGGAGGCCGUAAAGAUGGGAUCUACGUGCAGUCUUUCGAUGGUAAUUGGGGCAUAUACAACUCGCAAGCGGCGGUUGAUGCUUUGGUUAACGCGCUCAACACGAAGGGCACUCGCGAAAAUGCCCUCAAGAAGCAACUCGAAAAGCGCAAGAUUACCAUCGCCGAUUGCUUCAAGGCUAUGAACGAGAGCCAGGAAGAACGUGAUGCUAGAUUUGCCGCUUCGCUUGAGGGCGGUGAACGGCGCUCGGUCAGAUCGCGUUUCGCACCGUCGAGUGACGCGUACGUCGCGACGCGCCCUGCCGCGUACCUGUCGUGCGAUGAAGGAUCCGUUCUCACCGCGGCGAGAAAGUGCAUGGACACCAUGUGCAUUAAUGCUGAGCGCAUCGGUCUUGAAACGGACGUUGACUGGAGAACAUUCCGAAACAAGCUAAAGAACGCUCCUGAAUCUUUCAUUGCUGAGCAAUUGCUCCUACUCGAAGAGAAGUACUUUGAGUGCCAAGUGAAAGAGUUUAGAAUCGCUGCGGAGCGUGAGAAGAUCGAAAGGGAGAAGCAGCCGCAAGCGCCGGAUGAACUUUCAAAGGCAACGCUUGAGGCACUCGUGUUGAAACACACUGGCAAGGAUAUGAGCUCUUGGAAGCUCGCACGCCGCAAGCUCGCUGCUCUCUUGCCACCCGAGGUUGUUUCUGAAGCCGUCGAGGAACGACGCCGCCAACAAGUCGACAGCGACGACGAGGACGAUGAAGAAGAUGAAGAUGGCGAAGUUGACGAAAGCUGGAACAACGACGAAAACGUUCCUGAAGACACCGGCGACAUCACCAUCUGGAAGGGGACGCUCCAGCGUCCAAACUUCAUCGAGUACCUGAAUCCGGAGAAACGAUUCCCGGUCGUACGAAUCGCGUACGCCGCGGCGACGCUUCUUGAUGCGACGUGCGCUUUUUCAGAAGAAAUCGCGCACCGGCGUGAACUACGCGCCAAAGAGACGAAGUAG